This is a messenger RNA of Bursaphelenchus okinawaensis, 1090 nucleotides long. The record is from the annotation of a GenBank genome assembly. NCBI's taxonomy places the organism in Eukaryota, Metazoa, Nematoda, Chromadorea, Rhabditida, Aphelenchoididae.
AUGUCGUCGGACAGCAGUCUAGGGAAGGCGAUCGAGCUCGUCACUUGUGCUACUGAAGCAGACAAGGCCAAGAACUAUAAAGAAGCGUUGAGAUUGUAUGGAAAUGCCUGCGAUUACUUCUUACACGCUCUCAAAUGUAUGUUUUUCGUUUGUUAUUGUUUUUCUAUUCAUAGAUUAUGUUGAAGACGACGCAACGAGAUAUAUUAGGACGUUCUUUGUUAUUUAUGUUACGGUUUUUGGUUAGAAUUACAGUGUUUUUGAUAGAAUAGUUAAUUUUUAUGGACUAUAGACAAGUUUUUCAUCGAAAAAAGAUUCAUAUAGUGUUUUGUAGUUAGAACAAGUUUAUGUUACAUUGAAAACCUAUUUAUACGUAGAAUUUACGUAGUUAAUAGUGUAGUUUAAGUUCUGGCUGUUUAAUCUACGUUUUUUGGUUGAAUUUUAAAAUAUAAUUUUUGAUGCUAAAGCAAUAUUCAAAAAUUGGAAGUUUUUCUUAAUUCAUUUUAUAAUUUUAGCAAAAUAUAAUCUUAUUAUCUAUUAAAUUAGUUUGUAUUUUUAUUGUUUUGCUUUUUCAGAUGAAACUCACAGUGACAAGCAACGAGAAACGAUCAGACAGAAGAUGUUGUCUUAUGUUGUUCGAGCCGAGAAGGUGAAGGAAUAUUUAGAUGCAGAAGAGAACGGAAAGAAGCCUAUGAAAGAAGGUGGUGACGACAAUGAUUCUGAUGCCGACAAUCAAAACAAGAAGCUACAAGAGGGUUUGAACAAGGCUAUCGUCGUGGAGAAACCGAAUGUGAAAUGGAGUGAUGUGGCUGGACUGGAUGCUGCUAAGGAAGCUCUGAAGGAAGCUGUCAUCUUACCCAUCAAGUUCCCUCACUUAUUCAAAGGUAAGAAUAAGCUUUUAUUUAUAUUCUUAUAGGUUUUUUUUAUUAUUUUAUCGGUUAUUGUGAGUAAUUUAUGUUGUUCAACAUAGUUUUGGGGUUUCAAAAGGAAUACAAUGGAUGUCACAGUUAAUGAAAUUUUGUCAAAGUAACUAAAAACUUAUUCAGAAGUCAAUCUAGUUUAUAUGCUUGUCAAAUAUGCAUUUGUACUAUAG